CUCAUCUGCAUCCUCUUCAGGGACAGGGGAGAGGAAGCUCAGGAGGGCUCCUCUCCCACACCACGGAAUUCUGAACAAAAACACUUCUUGUCCAUCUGGAAGAGAUCUCUGUUGUUACUGAGGGAGCGCUGGGCAUAGUAUGGGGUGCAGGUCUGUGUCCAAAUUCUGCCAUGUUUUUUCCUACCAAGGGUGGGGUCUCUUUUAGGUGUCAGUUUCUCUGCCCCUAAAAUGGAGUGGCUGUGGAAAUGGAGAGGUGCUCAUUUCCACCGAGACUCCUACCUCAGCAAGUGGUGAAAUGAAAAGCAGUGUGGACAGAAAGGGUCUGCGGCCUGGGGCUCACACUGAUAGUGAGGCUCCGAGGUGGGGACCCCACUUGCCAGCUCUGGGGUAGCAGGACACCUUCCAAAGUCAGCUUUCCUCCCGGAGCUCCAGUACUGAGCCCCUCUCUGCAGAAGGCCCACACCAAGCCCAGCCCUUUUCCCAAGGCCUGAUAGCUUCAGACUUUGGGGAGAAGGAGGGAGCAGGAAUAGAGAGAUUGGAGAAUUGGGGCUGGAGGAGAGGAGGGAGGCCCACUUUUUUUUUUUUUUUUUAACCUGCGGUGCCGGCCUCUCCCCUGUUUGCUCUGAGAUACCAGUCUCGCUCCUGCCCAGCCCGGGCGGCUACCCUUGGGUGCUCCCUUCCCUCCCCGACACCCAGACCGACCUUGAUCGCCCACCUGGCAGGAGCAGGACAGGACGGAUGGACGCGGCCAUGGCCGAGCUCCCGGGGCCCUUUCUCUGCGGGGCCCUGCUAGGCUUGCUGUGCCUGAGUGGGCUGGCCGUGGAGGUGAAGGUACCAACGGAGCCGCUGAGCACGCCCCUGGGGAAGACAGCCGAGCUGACCUGCACCUACAGCACGUCGGUGGGAGACAGCUUCGCCCUGGAGUGGAGCUUUGUGCAGCCUGGGAAGCCCAUCUCUGAGUCCCAUCCAAUCCUGUACUUCACCAAUGGCCAACUAUAUCCAACUGGUUCUAAGUCAAAGCGGGUCAGCCUGCUUCAGAACCCCCCCACAGUGGGGGUGGCCACACUGAAACUGACUGACGUCCACCCAUCAGAUACAGGAACCUACCUCUGCCAAGUCAACAACCCACCAGAUUUCUACACCAAUGGGUUGGGGCUAAUCAACCUUACUGUGCUGGUUCCCCCCAGUAAUCCCUUAUGCAGUCAGAGUGGACAAACCUCUGUGGGAGGCUCUACUGCACUGAGAUGCAGCUCUUCCGAGGGGGCUCCUAAGCCAGUGUACAACUGGGUGCGUCUUGGAUCUUUUCCUACACCUUCUCCUGGCAGCAUGGUUCAAGAUGAGGUGUCUGGCCAGCUCAUUCUCACCAACCUCUCCCUGACCUCCUCGGGCACCUACCGCUGUGUGGCCACCAACCAGAUGGGCAGUGCAUCCUGUGAGCUGACCCUCUCUGUGACCGAACCCUCCGAAGGCCGAGUGGCCGGAGCUCUGAUUGGGGUGCUCCUGGUCGUGCUGUUGCUGUCAGUUGCUGCGUUCUGUCUGAUCAGGUUCCACAAAGAGAGGGAGAAGAAGCCCAAGGAGACAUAUGGGGGUAGUGACCUUCGGGAGGAUGCCAUGGCUCCUGGGAUCUCUGAGCACACUUCUAUGAGGGCUGAUUCUAGCAAGGGGUUCCUGGAAAGACCCUCGUCUGCCAGCACCGUGACAACCACCAAGUCCAAGCUCCCUAUGAUUGUGUGACUUCUCCCAAUCCCUGGGAGGGCGGUGAGGGGGAAUAUCAAUAAUUAAAGUCUAUGGGUACCAUA
Molecule: messenger RNA, 1799 nt
Organism: Cercocebus atys (sooty mangabey)
Lineage: Eukaryota; Metazoa; Chordata; Mammalia; Primates; Cercopithecidae
Gene: VSIG2
Product: V-set and immunoglobulin domain containing 2
Exons: 7
Coding region: 739-1734 (331 amino acids)
Source: RefSeq, a predicted model, not a curated record